This is a messenger RNA of Misgurnus anguillicaudatus (oriental weatherfish), 2049 nucleotides long. The record is from RefSeq and is a predicted model, not a curated record. Lineage: Eukaryota; Metazoa; Chordata; Actinopteri; Cypriniformes; Cobitidae.
GCAUGUUUGGGAACGGCGGCGGUUUGAAGCGUGUCACUGACGGCUUGCCGUAGUGUGAGUUUUGUGACGUAUGCGGAAGAGGUUUGUUUUGAGAACAGAAGCAUGGAAGCCGGUGAAGACACGAGAAAGAUCCGAUCCUCAAAACCAAAGAAGAAAAGCGGAAAAGGAACCCAAACGAGAUCAGCUGCAGAUGAAGCGAAAAGGAGAGAGGCUCUUAAAGAGACCCUCAGAGAGAAACUUGAACUUGAACGCAAAGCCCUGCAGAUUGUUGAGAGACUUCUGGAAGACAACGUGACGGAGGAGUUACUUAUCAGUUGUGUAUUGCACAUCACUCCUGCCAACUACAAAGACACAGUAGAAGAACGGUCCAUAGCAAAACUGUGUGGAUAUCCUCUUUGUUCAAAUAAACUCACCAAUGUGCCAACUCAGCAGUUUAAAAUUUCCACCAAGACCAAUAAAGUCUAUGAUAUCACAGAGCGUAAGUGCUUUUGCAGUAAUUUCUGCUACAAAGCCUCCAAAUGUUUUGAACUCCAGAUACCAAAAACUCCACUUUGGCUCAGAAAGGAAGAAAGGCCUCCUGAGAUUAACCUGAUGAAAGAAGGAGACAGAGGCAGCUCAGGGCAAGAAGUAAAAUUGAAAGACAAGCCUAUAACAGAAGCCGACAUUGAGGAUCCUGUCCCAAACGUUGCUGAGCCAUCGAAGGACUUGUUUCCCUGUAGUCAGAGUGACAGCAGUGACACUGAACAAGACUUUGUCUCCAGUGUGGUUUCUAGGCGACAUAAACAUGCACGGGUACAUUGGGGUAAACUGCCCAAGAGAGAUGGACAGAGUGAUCAUGAUGAGCCAAGCGGUGAACAGAAGCAGUCUGCACGUUCGCAAGGCCCUCCACCACAGAAGGACCCAGAAGGAUCCAGCACAGAUUGUCUGCCUACACCAGAUAAAGUCACAUCUGUUGAAUCGAAUGUUGAAAAAACUGGGGAGCUUUUAAAACAGUGUCAUCUAGAGGACAGUCACAAUGUGACUAACCCUUCCCGGCCUGAGAUUGAAAACACUGCCCUUUCUUCUGGUGGUCUUAACAUUACUCAGGUGGGGAUGAGUAAGAGAGGAGUUGCAGGCCUCAAAGAUCUGUUAAAGGAUCAUAAAAAAGCUAAAUCAGCUCCUAAAGCCAUCAGUCUGUGCCUGUUAGAGCGUCUAAGACAAACCUUUAUGGAAUGGAGAACUGAAGAAACCAUAAAGUUUCUUUAUGGUCCAGAUCACGUUUCAGAGCCUACGGCACAACAAGCAGAAGACUGUGAAGAGGAGCUGGAUGAAGAUGACCUGGAUGAGGGCGAGGUGCUGAAGGUCUUAGGACAAUCAGGUGGAGAGCCUGCCAGACCCAGUGCACCUGCUCCUGAUUUUGAAAAGCUGCGAAAAGAGACUGAGCAGAUGGAGAUGAAAGUGAAGGAGUUUUAUGAAGGAGUUUGUGUCCUGCCUGAGGAGCCAGAGUCGUUCAAAAAAAGUGUUCACACAGAGGACAGUGGGAAGGAUCCUCCUCUUCCUUUAGUUGAUUCACAUGCACAGCACCUGAUUCAAAAACGCAUUGUUGUGGAGAAGCUCAGCAGAAGUUUGAGAGAUGUUGUGGGACCACUGUGCUUAACAAUAUGUGAUGUCAUCAAUGACAUCAAUAAUCUGGUCAGGACUUUCAGGUUUACAAACACAAAUAUCAUUCACAAAAGCCCCGAAUGGACUUUAAUUGCAGUGGUUCUUCUUUCAGCGUUAACAGAAGUGUCACCCCUGCUGAGGGAGUCAAUGACAAGUCCAUCAUCACUGGAGUACAUUUCCUCUUUGAUGAGAGAGUUGAAACUAAAGGAUGAAGAUCUACACAGCCUUGUGUUGCUCUUCAAACCUCAAAUCACCCCACAAGUAUAAUAUCUACUUUACGCUGAAAGCCUUUGCUACAAAGAUCACAUCCAAACGGCUUGAAUCCCGUGUGCUUUCUGCUGUGUGUGAUGAGGUUUGAACUCUGACUGAAGGCCUUGCCACACACUUGACACUUGUGCGGCUUUUCAC